GAGAGGGUUGCCACGUGGGAUUGUUGAUGAUAGUGUUUGAAUUCAGCAUCAAGCCAUGAAGAAAGAAGCAUCAUCAUUCAAAUGCUCUUUCUUUCUCUUCUAACCACACAUCUCUCAUCACAGUCAAAGCAGAGCAACAAUGGAGAUUAGUGCCAUCAUGGCUUCAGCAACUCCAAGACCUUCUCUUCCAAUUCCAACUCCAUCUUCUUCUUCUUCUUCUUCUUCUUCAACAUUAGUCUCAAACUCCAAGUUGCCAUUGUUGAAGCGUUCAUCACACAUAACACUUCCAACCUCAACUACCAUUUCACUUCUCGCACUCUUUUCACCACCCCAUGAAGCCAAAGCAGCUCUCACCAUCCCCAAGGACCAGAUUGUCUCUUCUCUCAACGAUGUGGAGAAGACGAUUGAUCAGGUUCAGGUGGUGGGUUCGAGUUUCCUUGAUGCGGCACAGCGUGUUUUGGAGAUUGUGGGGAAUGCUUUGAAGCCUGGAAUCGAUGCGGCGAUGCCGAUUGUGCAGCAGGCUGGGGAGGAGGCCUUGAAGAUAGCUUCCCCUGCCAUCUCUGAAGCUUCCAAGAAGGCACAAGAAGCACUCCAAAGCACUGGUGUUGAUCCCCAACCUGUCAUCACUGCUGCCAAGACAGUCGUGGACACUGCACAACAAACAACCAAGGUGAUUGAAGGUGCGAAGCCAAUAGCUUCGGCGACAGUUGAAACAAUAUCUUCUUCAGAUCCUACUGUGAUUGCUGGAACAGCUGGAGCACUCUUUAUUGCGUACCUCUUACUUCCUCCAAUUUGGUCUGCCAUCACCUUCAACUUCCGUGGUUACAAAGGUGAGCUUACGCCUGCUCAAACCCUCGAUCUGAUAUCAACACAAAACUACUUCAUGAUUGAUAUUAGGUCAGAGAAAGAUAAGGACAAGGCCGGUGUUCCCCGCCUUCCGUCUAGUGCGAAAAACAGAAUGAUUGCCAUUCCAUUGGAAGAACUACCAAGCAAGCUCAGAGGACUUGUUAGGAAUGUGAAGAAAGUGGAAGCUGAACUAGCAGCUUUGAAGAUUUCUUACUUGAAGAAAAUCAACAAAGGCUCCAACAUUGUGAUCAUGGACUCGUACUCGGACUCGGCGAAAAUAGUAGCAAGAACAUUAACGAGCCUCGGUUUCAAGAACACGUGGAUUGUGGCAGACGGGUUCUCGGGGAACAAAGGGUGGUUACAGAGUAGACUUGGAACAGAUUCUUAUUUCUCUUCGUUUGCAGAGGUGUUGUCUCCAUCAAGAGUCAUCCCUGCAGCUGUUAGAGGUUUUGGAACAACCUCCCAAUCAAGUGCCAAGCUUCUUCCUGGAGCUGAUUGAUUCUCUUUUCUUUUCUUUUUUCUUUUUUUUCUUUUAUUUGCAAAUACAAAUCUACCUCUUUUGUAUGUUCAUGUCCUCCUUAUUUUUUGUUUCAUCAUUUUCUCA
Molecule: messenger RNA, 1450 nt
Organism: Arachis ipaensis
Lineage: Eukaryota; Viridiplantae; Streptophyta; Magnoliopsida; Fabales; Fabaceae
Gene: CAS
Product: calcium sensing receptor
Biological process (GO): regulation of stomatal closure; cellular response to calcium ion; de-etiolation
Source: RefSeq, a predicted model, not a curated record